Harmonia axyridis is the source of this 1176-nucleotide messenger RNA. RefSeq lists its product as uncharacterized. Lineage: Eukaryota; Metazoa; Arthropoda; Insecta; Coleoptera; Coccinellidae. The record is from RefSeq and is a predicted model, not a curated record. The transcript has a single exon. The coding region runs from base 1 to 1176 and encodes 391 amino acids.
AUGGGCGACUUCAAUGCCAAAAUAGGAAGAGGAAAAUUUGAAGAAAUAGUUGGAUCCUACGGACUGGGAGAAAGAAAUGAGGGAGGUGAUCGACUUCUACAAUUUUGCCAAGAAGAAACCAUGAAAAUAACAAAUACAUGGUUUGAUCUACACCCUCGCCGCCUAUAUACCUGGAAAUCUCCAGCGGACCGAACAGGCAAUAUAGUUCGUAACCAAAUAGAUUUCAUCCUCGUUAACCAAAGAUUCAGUUCAACCAUCAAGAGAACUUGUACAUAUCCUGGGGCGGAUGUUCCUUCUGAUCAUGUGCUAUUGACGACCGUCAUGAAAAUUGCUUUGUCAAGUCAGAGAAAGUCGACCACACAGCGACAGAUCGCGUUAGAAAAAAUGAAGGACCCAAUAAUAAGAUCUGAAGAGGCUAAUGAGAUAAACUCACAAAUUCAAGUAAUAACAUCGAGUAUUGGAGACAGGCUAACGGAAUCUUGGAAGAACGUAAUGGACGUUAUAACAAACUCAAUGCAAAGCAGAUUAGGAUAUGAAGUAAAGAACAAAAAGCAAAAAUGGAUGACAGAUGAGAUCUUGUAUUCAAUGGAUGAAAGGCGGAAGCACAAGAACAAAAAUGAUAACAACAUGUACAGGGAUAUACAAAGGCUCAUUAGAUCGAAAAUAAGAAUAGCAAAAAACGAAUGGCUCAAAAGUGAAUGCAAGGAAAUUGAACGAAUAAGAAAUCAACACGACAAUUUCAAUCUGCAUAAAAAACUUGAAGAGACUGCUGGCAUAUAUAGAAAAGCUAGAACUACUGUAACAGACAAUAAAAACAACCAGAUAGUCCUCGAGAGCAAAGAGAAAACCAAUGUUUGGGAAGAGUAUAUAAAAGAAUUGUUUGAGGAUGACAGACCCCCAGUUGGCUCCAACAUCUCACUAACCGGCCCAUCAAUAACUAAAGACGAGAUCGAAAAAGCAAUACGUAGCUCAAAAAAUAACAGAGCGGUUGGCCCAGAUAAAAUUCCUUCAGGAAUACUUAAGCUCCUGGACGGAAGAGGCAUCACAGCACUUCACACAGUAUUUAACACUAUAUAUGAGACAGGUCAUUAUUCCAAACAGUGGUUGUGUUCGACUUUUAUUCCCCUGCCUAAGAAGACCAAUGCAAGAAAAUGUGAAGACCACAUACUAGCCUGA